Molecule: messenger RNA, 6948 nt
Organism: Neohortaea acidophila
Lineage: Eukaryota; Fungi; Ascomycota; Dothideomycetes; Mycosphaerellales; Teratosphaeriaceae
Product: Sec63 Brl domain-containing protein
Exons: 1
Coding region: 245-6844 (2199 amino acids)
Cellular component (GO): nucleus
Molecular function (GO): ATP binding; nucleic acid binding; ATP hydrolysis activity
Source: RefSeq, a predicted model, not a curated record
CGUAGUUGAAAGCGCUCAGCGCGAAGCAGACGUUCCCGCGAGUCAUGUCGGAUUCGAAACUCCAGACGCCGACUUCACCCCAUGACUCGCGUUCGAAAAUUCAUCGCCUUCAGCGAAACACUACACCUCUCCGCCGACACUCUUCCGUUCAUCUCUCGCAUUCGCAGAGAGCCCUCACCUACGACCUCCAGACACUUCACCCCCACAUAGCCAGCUCGCGGCCUUGCGAGCGCUCACCGUCGUCAUGGCGAGCAACAAGAAAGAUGACAACUUGGGGCAGUACAAGUAUGCGGCCAUGUCCAACUUGGUCCUCCAAGCCGAUCGAAGAUUUGUGACGCGCCGGGGAGAUGAGAAUACUGGCGAUCCCGAAUCGCUCGCCGGACGCAUCAACUUGGGCGACAUGGGCUCAAGAACGGCCAGAGAAGCGGCGCCAGUCAAGCCGGCCGCGCAAGAGCAUGCGCGAAAGAGGCGGAAGACUGGACCCGUGCAGAACUCGCGCGCAGCCGGGGUGUUGAGUCAAGCAGACUUGAACAUUGAAGGCUUACGAUACAGGCCUCGAACAGUCGCUACGAAGGAUGUCUACGAUUUGAUCUCUACAAACGUCGCGCAGAAGAUGGGCGGCGAUUAUGGAUUGGCUAUCACCGCCUCUGCCACCGACUCCAUCUUGGAGUACCUCAAGGACGACAGUCUAAAGGACUUUGACAAGAAGAAGGAGAUUGACGACAUUCUUGGGAUCACGUUAUCGAGCAAAGAGUUCAAUCAACUCGUCAAUCUAGGUAAGAAAAUCACCGAUUAUGAUGCACAGGAUGAGGAUGAGGAAAUGGGCGAUGAGGCUGGGGAAGGCGCGGAUAUCGAUGAGCGACAAGGUGUCGCGGUGGACUUUGAGUCCGACGAAGAUGACGAGGAGGGAGGGAGGACAUUCGAGGUCAGAGAUGGAGAUGAAGAGUCAGAAGAUGAGAUUGCAAUGGGCACGGAAGAGUUAGCCGGGGACGGUAUAGCUCCACCACGAGAAGAUGCAAUUGGCGACGAGGACGAAGAUGAAGAUGAUGGCAUGGUUGUCGAGACCAAGCCGCGUCAAUCGCAGAGGGAGGAGCAUGAUCCGAAUGUUGUGCCCGCACACGAGAUCGAUGCCUUCUGGCUACAACGGCAGAUCGGACAUCUCUACGAAGAUGCUCACAUCCAGUCGGAGAAGACUCGAGAAGCAGAACAAAUCAUGUCCAGCACGGACGAGUCUGGGGAAGAGAAGCCCCUCCGAGAAGUCGAGAACGAUCUCAUGGAGCUGUUUGACUAUGAACACCCUGAGAUGGUCGGCAAGUUCACCAAGAACCGCGACAAGAUUGUGUGGGUGACACGAUGGCGUCGAGCUGCCGAGGACGAGGCUGCCCGAGUAGCCGUGGAGAAGGAAAUGGUCAAUGCAGGCCACGCCAGUAUCCUGAAGGAACUGCGUGGGCGCGACGAUGCACCCGCGAAAGGAGGUGCGCCAAAGUUGACUUUCAAAAUCGAUCCAAUGGACGUGGAUGCCUCUGCGCCAGAGGCGCCGGAAAAAGAAGCCAAGACUGGGUUGGUCGGUGGUCUGCAGCCUCGCAAAACCCUCAAUCUGGACGAUCUCAAAUUCGACCAAGGCAAUCACCUCAUGACCAAUCCAAAUGUCAAGCUUCCUCCCGGUUCGACCAAACGCGCGUUCAAGGGCUACGAAGAAAUCCAUGUACCUGCGCCGAAACGUAAACUGGAGGCCGGCGAGAAACCGAACAUGCUUACGUCGGAGCUCCCAGCCUGGGCCCAGCCCGGCUUUGGAAGUUCCAAGGAGCUGAACCGGAUCCAGACCAAGUGUUACCCCUCGGCAUUUGAAGACGACGGCAACAUGCUCAUUUGCGCCCCCACCGGAUCGGGAAAGACGAAUGUGGCGAUGCUUACCAUGCUGCGGGAGAUCGGCAAGCAUCGAAAUCCCCAGACCGGCGAGAUUGAUCUGGAUGCGUUCAAGAUUAUCUAUAUCGCACCACUGAAAGCGCUCGUGCAGGAACAAGUUGGGAACUUCGGGAAGCGUCUUGAGCCAUAUGGCAUUCAGGUCUCCGAGCUUACGGGUGACAGACAGCUCACCAAGCAACAAAUCGCUGAGACGCAAGUCAUUGUCACAACACCGGAGAAGUGGGAUGUGAUUACUCGAAAAGCAACUGACACCAGCUACACCAACCUCGUUCGAUUGAUCUGCAUUGAUGAGAUCCAUCUUCUGCACGAUGAUCGAGGGCCGGUGCUAGAGAGCAUCGUCAGCCGGACAAUCCGACGGACAGAGCAGACUGGCGACCCUGUACGCAUCGUCGGCCUGUCUGCCACUCUUCCAAACUACCGCGACGUCGCUACAUUCCUCCGGGUCGAUGUACAGACUGGACUCUUCCAUUUUGACGGCUCGUUCCGCCCUUGCCCGCUCAAGCAGGAAUUCAUCGGAGUGACGGACAAGAAGGCUAUCAAGCAGCUGAAGACGAUGAACGAUGUCUGCUACAACAAAGUGCUGGAGCAAGUUGGGCAGAACAGACAACAGAUGCUGAUCUUUGUGCACUCCCGCAAAGAGACUGCGAAGACGGCCAAGUUUAUCCGCGACAAGGCACUGGAGAUGGACACCAUUGGUCAGGUGAUGAGAGUUGACGCCGCGAGCAGAGAAAUCUUGAGAAGUGAAGCGGAAUCUGUGCAAAACACCGACCUCAAGGACGUGCUUCCGUAUGGCUUCGGUAUUCAUCACGCAGGAAUGAGCCGUGCCGAUCGUACGUCGGUGGAGGAGCUCUUCGCGGAUGGCGCGAUUCAAGUCCUGGUAUGUACUGCGACGUUGGCCUGGGGUGUGAACUUACCUGCACACACGGUCAUCAUCAAGGGCACUCAGGUCUACUCACCGGAGAAGGGCUCAUGGGUGGAGCUCAGUCCUCAAGAUGUGCUGCAGAUGCUCGGCCGCGCCGGACGACCCCAAUACGACACGUAUGGCGAGGGCAUUAUCAUCACCUCGCAGAGCGAGAUGCAAUAUUACCUGUCGCUCAUGAACCAACAGCUACCGAUUGAGAGUCAACUUGUGAGCAAGCUCGCAGACAAUCUCAAUGCCGAGAUCGUUCUUGGCAAUGUCCGCAGCAGAGACGAAGGUGUUGAGUGGCUUGGCUAUUCGUACCUCUUCGUUCGCAUGCUCCGAUCACCUGCACUGUACCAGGUCGGCGCCGACUAUGACGAAGACAAUACACUGGAGCAAAAGAGAGUCGAUCUCAUUCAUUCUGCUGCCGUUGUUCUCGAAAAGUCGAGUCUGGUCAAAUACGACAAGAAGACUGGUCGAUUUCAAUCGACUGACCUGGGCCGUGUCGCGAGUCACUACUACAUCACCCACAACAGCAUGCUGACUUACAACACGCACAUCCAAGCAUCCGUUUCGCCAAUCGAGCUCUUCCGUGUGUUUGCCCUCAGUGAUGAGUUCAAGUACAUCCCGGUACGCCAGGAUGAGAAGCUGGAGCUUGCCAAGUUGCUAGGCCGUGUCCCCAUUCCUGUCAAGGAGACGAUCGACGAGCCGCAGUGCAAGAUCAACGUCUUGCUACAAGCUUACAUUAGCCGACUCAAGCUGGACGGCCUCGCUCUCAUGGCCGACAUGGUCUACGUUACGCAAUCAGCUGGACGAAUCUUGAGAGCCAUCUUCGAAAUUGCUCUCAAGAAAGGCUGGGCUGGGGUGGCCAAGGACUCGCUGGACCUUUGCAAGACUGCAGAGCACCGCAUGUGGCCAACGAUGACGCCCCUGCGACAAUUUCCCGAAUGUAGUGCGGAGAUCAUCAAGAAGGCCGAACGAAUUGACGUGCCCUGGAGCAGCUACUUUGACCUGGACCCUCCCCGCAUGGGCGAGCUUCUCGGUAUGCAGAGGCAGGGCCGACAAGUCUGUGGCAUGGUCGCAAAGUUCCCCCGUCUGGAUAUCAGUGCUCAGGUGCAGCCAAUCACCAGGAGCAUGCUCCGGGUGGAGCUGACACUCACACCGAAGUUCGAGUGGGAUGAUCAUCUUCAUGGCAAAGCCCUGGGUUGGUGGAUCCUUGUGGAAGAUUGCGAUGGCGAGGACAUCCUGUUCCACGAUCAAUUCCUUCUUCGAAAGGAGUACGCGGUGGCGGAAACGAACGAGCACGUCGUGGAAUUCAGCGUGCCCAUUACCGAGCCCAUGCCGCCAAACUACUUCAUCACUGUCGUUAGCGAUCGCUGGAUGCACGCAGAGAGCAAGCUGGCUCUUUCCUUCCAGAAGCUUGCACUGCCAGAGAAGUUCCCGCCGCACACGCCCGUCCUGGAUCUGCAGCCCCUACCCGUUGCAGCAUUGAAGGUCCCGGAGUACGAAGCGCUCUACCCAGACUUCCGGCAGUUCAAUAAGAUCGAGACGCAGACGUUCAACGCGCUAUUCACAUCUGAUGAUAACGUGUUCAUUGGCUGUGCGACGGGCAGUGGAAAGACGCUUUGCGCGGAGUUUGCUAUCCUCAGACAUUGGAAGAGUCAAGAUAGUGGCAAGGCAGUCUACCUCGCACCGUUCCAGGAGCAGAUCGACGCCCGAUACAAGAUCUGGAAGACCAGACUUGCUGGACUGGCGGGUGGCAAGGAGAUUGUCAAGCUUGCUGGAGAAACGACAGCAGAUCUGAAACUCCUCGAACAGGGUGACCUGAUCCUUGCUACUCCUUCGCAAUGGGACAUGAUGUCGCGACAGUGGCAGCGCCGCAAGAACGUGCAGAACACCAAACUGAUCGUCGCUGAUGAUCUGCACAUGCUUGGUGGUCACGGCGGCUAUGUGUACGAAGCAAUUAUCUCGCGCUCGCAAGCCAUUGCGGUCCAGCUGGAGAAUGGGUUACGAAUCGUCGGUCUCAGCGUCUCACUGUCGAAUGCUCGAGAUAUUGGCGAGUGGAUCGGCGCGAGCAAGCACACCAUCUACAACUUCAGCCCCAAUGUCCGGCCGAUCCCGCUGAAUCUGCACCUGCAGACGUUCAACAUCCCCCAUUUCCCAUCCUUGAUGCUGGCAAUGACCAAGCCUGCAUAUCAAUCCAUCUUGCAAUAUGCGCGGGAGAAGCCUGCCAUGGUUUUUGUCCCCAGCCGCAAACAAGUGCGAGCAACAGCGCAAGAUAUGCUAGCGGCCUGCAUCGCGGACGACGAGGAAGACCGCUUCUUGCAAACCGAUGCUGAACAGCUCUCUCCAAUCCUCGAGCGUGUCAAGGAGAAGGCACUGGCGCAGUCGCUGUCUCAUGGCAUCGCUUACUUUCAUGAAGCUUUGGUGGAGUCCGACAAGCGGAUUGUCGAGAGUCUCUUCACUCAAGGUGCAGUCCAGGUGAUGCUUGUGUCCCGCGAUUGCUGUUGGGAAGUGCAGAGCACAGCGCAUCUCGUUGUGGUCAUGGGCACGCAAUACUUCGACGGCCGUGAGCAUCGCUACAUCGAUUACCCGGUCAGCGAGGUCUUGCAGAUGUUCGGCAGGGCUGGAAGACCCCGCCAGGACGAGGAUUGCCGUGGUGUACUCAUGUGCCCCGACACCAAACGCAACUACUACCGCAAGUUCCUUAGUGAGGCCUUGCCCAUCGAAAGUCAACUGCAAUCCUACAUGCACGAUGCAUUCGUCACCGAGAUCAGCACCAAGACUAUCGAAUCAACGCAGGAUGCGGUGGACUGGACGACGUACACGUACUUCUACCGACGCCUCCUGGCUAAUCCCAGCUUCUACGGCCUCACGGAUACCUCUCACGAGGGUCUGUCGGCGUACUUGUCCGAGCAAGUCGAACAGACGUUGAAGGACCUCUCGGAUGCAAAAAUCAUCGAGCUGGACGAGGAAGAGGACACCAUCACUCCCCUCAACGCCGCCAUGAUCGCCGCCUACUACAACAUCUCCUUCAUCACCAUGCAGACCCUCCUCCUGUCCCUCAAGCGCGGCACCAAACUCAAAGGCAUCCUUGAAAUCGUCACCGCCGCCACCGAAUUCGAAGACAUCCAAAUCCGGCGGCACGAAGAGCGCGUGCUGCAACGCAUCUACGACCGCAUCCCCGCCAAACUGCCCGAAGUCAACUUCGAGUCCCCGCACUUCAAGGCCUUCGUCCUCCUCCAGGCCCACUUCUCCCGCAUGCAGCUCCCCACCGACCUCGCCAAAGACCAGGAAACCAUUCUGCGCAAGGUGCUCAACCUCCUCUCCGCUUGUGUUGACGUCCUCUCCUCCGAAGGCCACCUGAACGCCAUGAGCGCCAUGGAGAUCAGCCAGAUGGUCGUGCAGGCCAUGUGGGACCGCGACUCGCCGCUCAAGCAGAUUCCGCAUUUCGGCGACGACGCUGUCGCUGCGUGCCAUGCGGCGGGCGUCAAGGACGUCUUUGAAUUCAUGGAAGCCAUGGAUCCCAGCGAGAACGCGAAUUACAACAAGCUGGUGCAAGGGAUGGGACUGAGCAAUGCGCAGCUCGGCGACGCCGCGCGCUUCACCAACGAACGAUAUCCCAACGUCGAGCUGGAGUUUGAACUCGAGGAGCCAGACGAGGUCGUGGCGGGCGCGCCCAGCUACGUCUCCGUGCGCAUCGAGCGUGAAGUAGAGGAAGACGAGGAGCCGAAUCUGACGGUCCACGCGCCCUUUUACCCGGCGGAGAAGACGGAGAAUUGGUGGUUGGUGGUUGGAGAGGAGAAGACGAAAACGCUGCUCGCCAUCAAGCGGGUGACGAUUGCGCGGGCGUUGAAGACGCGCUUGGAAAUUGUCGUGCCGACGGCGGGGAAGCAUGAGUUGACGCUGUUCUUGAUGAGUGAUUCGUAUGUUGGCGUGGAUCAGGCGCCGACGUUUGAGGUUGUGGCUGCGGAGGGGAUGGAUGAGGAUGAGGAGGACGAAGAGGAGGAGGAGUAAGGAGGGAAGGAGUUUUACGUGUGUGCUGGGAUAGCGGCGAUGGAUCAUGCCGUAACACAGGCACGAAAAGGAGUGGGUAUCUUUGAAUUAGAAGAGAGUACUUU